This is a messenger RNA of Boleophthalmus pectinirostris (great blue-spotted mudskipper), 2560 nucleotides long. It is a transcript of the gene traf2b, whose product is annotated as Tnf receptor-associated factor 2b. Gene Ontology annotation, molecular function: ubiquitin protein ligase binding; tumor necrosis factor receptor binding; zinc ion binding. Gene Ontology annotation, cellular component: cytoplasmic side of plasma membrane; plasma membrane signaling receptor complex. The record is from RefSeq and is a predicted model, not a curated record. Gene Ontology annotation, biological process: regulation of apoptotic process; positive regulation of canonical NF-kappaB signal transduction; positive regulation of JNK cascade. NCBI's taxonomy places the organism in Eukaryota, Metazoa, Chordata, Actinopteri, Gobiiformes, Gobiidae. Bases 163 to 1719 code for a protein of 518 amino acids. The transcript is spliced from 11 exons.
CCCCUAUGAAGAAAUUAAACACGACUGAUCUAGAUUGUAUCUUUCAACUGUAAACAAGUAGAGGUUGAGUCGUCCUUCCUCUCCACUCCAAGAGGACUUUCGGUUUCCAUAUACUGCUAAAUUCACGAAGAGAUUUAAAGGGUACCAGUUUAAUGGCGUACAAUGGCUCGAAUUUCGUUAGAUUGCCCCAACUCGCUACCAGGGAUCCCCCUCAGCGUGCUGUCGGUGCCGAUGGAAAACAAAUAUAAAUGCCAGCAGUGUCUCCUAGUUUUAAGGAAGCCAGUCCAGGCUCAGUGUGGCCAUCGUUUCUGUGUCCACUGCUUCAAACAGCUCACCAGUUCUGGUCCAAAGCCGUGUGAAGCCUGUCGGGCAGAGGAGAUUUACGAAGAACCUAUUUCCAUUUUAAAUAGUACUGAGGCCUUCCCUGACAAUGCAGCAGGUAGAGAAAUAGCCAGUCUGCCUGCAAGGUGUUUAAAUGAGGGCUGCCCUUGGACUGGAUCAAUCAAAGAGUAUGAGGCUCAACAUGAAGGUCGCUGUGAUUUUGAAAAGAUACAGUGCAGCAGCUGUAAAAACUAUAUUCUGCGUUCAGAGAGGGACAGGCACAAUGAAAGGGAGUGUGAAGCAAGGACACUCAACUGUAAAUACUGCAAAGUCACGUUCAAUUAUAAGGAUAUCAAGGCACAUGAUGAAAUCUGUCUGAAGUUCCCCCUACAAUGCAAAGACUGUGGCAAGAAAAAGAUCCCGAGAGAAAAGUUUAGUGAUCACCUCCGGUCCUGUGCCAAGUCUAAGAGCUCAUGCCCGUUUAGUGAAGUGGGCUGUAAAGCUGUGAUCGACAACAGUAAGCUCAGUGACCAUGAGAGCAGCAGCACAGUGGAGCACCUUCGUCUGCUGCUCCCCAUGGUUCUGUCCAUGGUGCGGACCCGUGUGGAUGCCUCUGCUCUGUGCGAGUGGCAGGAGGACUCUGGGCUGGGCUUGUACCGGGCUCCUGAGGAAGGGGUCUCAAUGGGUGCCAGUGCAUCAGUGCAUUCUGUGGACUUGGAUAAAAAGGUGACCGCUUUAGAAAACAUAGUGUGUGUCCUAAAUCGUGAGGUGGAGCGUAGUUCAGUUACAAUGGAGGCUUUUGCACAUCAGCAUCGUUUGGAUCAAGAGAAAAUUGAAAACCUGUCCAAUAAAGUACGUCAGCUGGAGAGGACUUUGGCCAUGAGGGACCUGCAGCUUUCAGAGACCGACCAGAUUGUACGGGAACUGCAGUUUUGCACAUACGAUGGUAUUUUUGUGUGGAAGAUAACUGACUUUUCACGACGCAAACAGGAGGCUGUGGCAGGUCGGACACCAGCCAUGUUCUCCCCAGCCUUUUACUCCAGCAAAUACGGCUACAAAAUGUGCCUGCGCUUGUAUUUAAACGGAGAUGGCACUGGGAGGGGAACUCAUCUAUCUCUGUUCUUUGUGGUGAUGAGGGGCAAGUGUGAUGCACUUCUAAAAUGGCCAUUUAGUCAGAAGGUGACAUUGAUGCUUCUGGAUCAAAAUAACCGAGAGCACAUUAUAGACGCAUUUCGGCCUGAUGUCACCUCCACCUCUUUCCAGCGCCCCAUCAGUGAGAUGAACAUUGCCAGUGGUUGCCCCCUCUUCUGCCCUCUGGCCAAACUGGCCGGAAAGAGCCCAUAUCUGCGUGAUGAUACUAUCUUUAUCAAGGCUAUAGUGGAUCUUACAGGUUUAUGAGGUGUGUACACUGUGGAAGUUGUGCACAUCUAACAACAUUAAAUUAUAUAAUUACUAAUAAAAGGAAACCUAUAUUAUUAUAUAAGUAAUAAUAACAGAUAAUUUAUUGCUAUUUAUAUUCGACAUUCAUUGUCUAAUAGUCUACAAAGUGAAUUAUUAUAAUAUACAUAUAUAUAUAUAUAUAUAUAUAUAUAUAUUGUAAAUAUACAGUAUAUACUAUUUCAAAGCGAGUGUCAUUAAAUGGGCAAACAUCAGUCAAUAUAUAUAAUAAACACCAUAUACAUCACAUUUAAUUUAUCAUGUAGUUACUGUGAGAUAAUGGCCUUCAAGAUCUGCAACAGCAUGCUAAUCAUAGAUAGUGGUUUCACCGAAAGCUAAUCUAAAACAAAACUGCUUCAGCUGUAUUGAGAAAGAACUGAGCCAAGUCGUAGUGAGAGGGUCCCAUGAAAACAACGUUUUGUACAGGAGAUACAUGUGAAAUACUGCUGUAUUAUAUAGAUUGUGGUGAGUAUUUCUAUAGGAUUUCAUCAUCAAUAUAAAAGUUAGAAUAACCUUCUAUUCAACUAACAGGCCUCUAUAAUGCUGCUUUUAAUAACAUUGAACUUGUAACAUUCAUAAUGAUGAAUAGACAUUUAGACAUUAGUUCAAGUUUUAUAAUACACUGGAUGUUGCUUUGCAUUGGUUGACCAUUACAAGUCAGCCUACAUAAGCAUGUAGUAGUGUGUCUUCCUAAUUACUGUGUAAUCAACAGCAUAGUUUGGUUGGUAACAUUUGUUCUAUAGACAUUUUUAUUUUAAAAUCAACAAUUCCAAUGUAAAAAAAUAAAAUGCUGCAAAACUGC